UCACACUCACACUCACCUCCACCUUUAAAUCCAAAACAGGCCCACAAUGACACCAGUCAGGCUGCGACACCCACGCGGUGUGACGACGCUCGAGAUUGACCCCGAGACGCAAGGGGUCGCCGACCUGCGCGUCCUAAUCUUCUCGGCCACCGAGAUUCCCCCGAGCGAGCAGGAAAUCAAGUACGGCUACCCGCCAAAGCCGCUGCCCGACACGGCGGGCAGAUUGUCCACUAUCCCCAUCACACGUGGCGAGCAGCUUAUCGUGACCGCCGUGCCGCCGACAAUCAAGUCGCCGCGCCUCCGUCGCCCAUCCGUCAAGGAGCAGGACGCGGCCCUGUCGGCGCCGUCACCGCCGAGAGACAAGCCCGCCCCCAAGCCCCAGCUCUCGCCCCUCGAGGACGGCGACAUCCCCGUCGAGGCGUCCGAGUCGGUCAAGCUCCCCGGCCUCGAUGCGGGGUAUCUCCAGCUCCGUGUGGUGCCAGACGACAACUCGUGUCUCUUCUCCGCGAUCGGCUUGGUGUUUGAGGGCGGAAUAUCGGCAGCGCAAAACCUGCGAAAAGUGGUCGCCGAUGCCAUCAAGGCUGAUCCGGUGAAUUACUCGGACGUGAUGCUGGGACGGCCACGCGACGAGUACAUUGCCAAGAUCCUGCACAAGGACACCUGGGGAGGCGCGAUCGAGCUGUCCAUCUUUGCCCAGCACUACAAAACCGAGAUCUGCUCGUUUGACGUCGCGACUGGCCGGUGCGACAGGUUCGGCGAGGGCAACUAUGAGUCGAGGUGUCUGCUGGUGUACUCUGGGAUCCACUACGACGCGAUCACGCUCUCUCCGCUCGAGACAUCACCGCCGUCAUUCCACACGACCGUCUUCCCCGUCAACGAGGACGACAUCUUACCGACGGCUGAGAAGCUCGUCACGACUCUCCGCAAGCGCCACUACUUUACCGACACUGCCAACUUUGACCUCAAGUGCGGCGUCUGCGGUCUCGGCCUCAAGGGGGAGCAGGGCGCGCGCGAGCAUGCCAUGAUGACGGGCCACGUCGACUUUGGGGAAUACUAGGUGUAAUUGUGCUCACUCGAACACUGGCUCUCUCUCUCUCUCUCUCUCUGGCUCUCGACUAUAGAUGCUGUUACCCCGGCUGGUUGUUACUGUUUACCUGUUAUGAUAUGUGAUACUUAUUCCUCCCUCA
This is a messenger RNA of Vanrija pseudolonga, 1187 nucleotides long. It is a transcript of the gene yod1, whose product is annotated as Ubiquitin thioesterase OTU1. Bases 47 to 1057 code for a protein of 336 amino acids. Lineage: Eukaryota; Fungi; Basidiomycota; Tremellomycetes; Trichosporonales; Trichosporonaceae. Gene Ontology annotation, cellular component: nucleus; cytosol. Gene Ontology annotation, molecular function: cysteine-type deubiquitinase activity. Gene Ontology annotation, biological process: protein deubiquitination; endoplasmic reticulum unfolded protein response. The record is from RefSeq and is a predicted model, not a curated record. The transcript has 9 exons.